GUAGAGUCUAAUCUGAUUCCUCAAUGAUUAGAUAUCUCCAUACACAUGCUGCUCUGAACUCUCCACCCUUUCCCUAUUUAUACCAUUCAUGGUUUCCUUCACCCUCUUCACUCCUCAAUUCAACUAUAAAUCUAUUUUCUCUCUAUCUUUCUCUUCAUAAAAAGUCAAUUUCAUCACCCUCUGUCACCAUCAAUCCACUCAACAUAGUCUUCAUCUAAAGAACACUGUUUCACACAAAUCAAAGGUUGUCUCAAGCCAACAAAAAAUGCAUGACAUUUGUCUCAACAUGCCCCCAAUGGUUCAGAACUUCGACCCUGAGGAUCUCUUCUCAAGGCGUUGCAUUUGGGUGAACGGACCUGUGAUAGUAGGUGCUGGUCCUUCGGGUCUUGCAGUGGCUGCAGGCCUCAAAGACCAAGGUGUUCCAUUCAUAAUCCUUGAGAGAGCAAACUGCAUUGCCUCUCUCUGGCAAAACCGCACCUAUGAUCGCCUCAAGCUUCACCUUCCCAAACAGUUCUGCCAGCUUCCAAACUUCCCUUUCCCUGAGGACUUCCCUGAGUACCCCACAAAGUUUCAGUUCAUAAGCUACCUUGAGUCCUAUGCCAACCACUUCAACAUAGCCCCACAGUUCAAUGAAACAGUGCAGUCUGCAAAGUACGAUGAGACCUUUGGCCUUUGGAGGGUCAAGACCAUCAGCAGGAGGAAAGGGCCCUCCUCAGCUGCUCAGUGUGAGGUCGAGUACAUUUGCAGGUGGCUUGUGGUUGCCACCGGCGAAAACUCAGAGAAAGUGGUGCCUGAGUUUGAAGGGUUGGGAGAGUUUGGUGGCCGCGUCAUGCAUGCUUGUGAGUAUAAAUCUGGAGAGGGUUUUUCUGGACAGAAAGUGCUUGUUGUUGGGUGCGGGAAUUCAGGCAUGGAGGUCUCGCUUGAUCUAUGUAACCACAAUGCAAAACCUUCAAUGGUGGUUAGAAGCUCGGUUCAUGUUUUACCAAGAGAGGUUUUUGGGAAAUCUACUUUUGAAGUUGCUGUGAUGUUGAUGAAGAGGUUACCUCUGUGGAUGGUUGAUAAGAUACUGCUGAUUCUGGCACGUUUGAUUUUGGGGAAUGUUGAAAAGUAUGGUCUGAAAAGGCCUUGUGUGGGUCCUUUGGAAUUCAAGCACACCGCAGGGAAGACCCCUGUGUUGGACAUUGGGGCCCUUGAGAAAAUUAGAUCUGGCAAAAUCAAAGUGGUUCCUGGAAUCACAAGGUUCUUGCCAGGGAAAGUUGAACUUGUUGAUGGCCAAGUUCUUCAGAUUGAUUCUGUGGUUCUUGCCACUGGUUAUCACAGCAAUGUACCAUCAUGGUUGAAGGAAAAUGAGUUCUUUUCAAACGAUGGAACUCCAAGAAACCCUUUUCCAAAUGGGUGGAAAGGAAAAGGUGGUCUUUAUGCAGUUGGAUUCACAAGGAGAGGCCUUUCUGGUGCAUCUUUGGAUGCAAUUAAUGUGGCUCAUGACAUUGCCAAGAGUUGGAAAGAAGAAACAAAACAGAAGAGGAAAACUGUGGCAGCACGUCACAGGAGGUGCAUAUCACACUUCUAAUCAACAAACUCACUUUCAUCACAACCAUUUUCAGCUUCUUUUCUUUCUUUCUCAUCAAUCCCAUAAAGAGAUCAUGCUCAUAACUUACAACAUAGUACACUCCCAAUACCAGUUUAAUUAACUAUGUUUUCAGUCACUAAAGUUUAGUGUGAAUUCGGUUUUGGUUUUUCAAAUUCUGAAAAAAAAAAUCAUUUUAAUUUCUUAAAGUUAAUGUAUAGGAGUAUAAUUUUUUUUUAAAUAGAUAAAAUGAUUUGAGAUACCAAAACCGAAUUUAUUUUAAACUCUAGAAACUCAAUGCAUAGUUAAACUUUAAGAAAAUUUAGUAAGUGAGUGAUCUCCCACAAAUAAGCUUUGUUUCUUUCUCUACUUUAGGAAAAAAAAAAUAUAUAGUAAAAAAAAAUUAGCCCUCUCCUUAAGGAAACCAGUCUGUGAAAAUAAUUUGGCUAUUUUUGUAUAAAGGAAGAUGAGGCUUGUUUGCUUCUUUUUUUCUUAAUGUAAUUGUUUAUUGUAUUUUAGUUGUAAGGAAUAUUGAUUCAUACUUGAUUAAUGUUGAAUUACAUUAUUUAUGUUUAAUUAAUAAAGUCAAUGCU
This is a messenger RNA of Vigna radiata var. radiata (mung bean), 2160 nucleotides long. RefSeq names its product probable indole-3-pyruvate monooxygenase YUCCA3. Lineage: Eukaryota; Viridiplantae; Streptophyta; Magnoliopsida; Fabales; Fabaceae. Gene Ontology annotation, molecular function: NADP binding; flavin adenine dinucleotide binding; N,N-dimethylaniline monooxygenase activity. The record is from RefSeq and is a predicted model, not a curated record. Bases 266 to 1570 code for a protein of 434 amino acids. The transcript is spliced from 3 exons.